GGAAACCGGAGCAAACAUGGCCGCCGUGGAGCUGCUCGGACAGUGAAGUGAGAGAGUUCGCUGGGUAAGAACUGCAAAUAUGCUGGCACAGCUCCAUUCCCGACCGUUAGAUGCCGGUCAUUUUGUGGGGCAUAGCCGGAAGGAUUCCCGACCCGUAGAUGCCGGUCAUUUUGUGGGGCAUAGCCGGAAGGAUCCUCUCAAGCUGAGAAAUGUUUCCUUUGAAAUACACCCAAAAUCCCAGAAACAAAAGAAGGCCAGGGAGAAGACAGAUAUCAUGGGAUUCGAGGUCUGUAAAUCUUUACACUGGCAGAACUGGGAGCUGGGGAAAGAAAACAUCAAAAUUCUCACCCUGAAAAAUGUCAAAUUAAAAACGCAGAAGGUUACGUUCAGUGCUCCAAGCACCCCUUUCUACAACACCCUGUUUCCUCAGCCUCUCACAUUAAUGCAAGGAACAUCGUUCUCCCUCCCUAUCACUUUCAGACCACUGGAAAAGCGUGAUUAUGAAGAUUCUAUCGCCUUCGAGACAGAGGAAGGCAGUUUUUCAGUGUUACUCAGAGCUACUCUCCCAAGAAACAAGCUACUUUUCCCGGAGGAACUUACCAUUCCCACAUGUGCAGUCUAUCAUUUUUCUGAGACAUCAUUUGUCCUACACAACUCAUGUGACCUGCCAACAACGUUCAGAUGGGAAGUAUCAGAACCCUUUGUCCUGAGUCCAGCUAGUGGUGUACUGGACCCACGGUGUGAGACUAGAAUCAAUAUCCUGUUCCAACCACAGGUGGCGCUGGUGUACAGUGUGACAGCAAUAUGUCGAUUUGGAGUGAAUGAGGAAUAUGAGAAGAGCAUGCAGAUCACAUCCAUUGCUAAAUACCCCCAUCUAGUGGUGAGAUUUCCUGGGGAAGCCGGUGGAGAGGAUGAAUCUGCCCUGCAGUUUGGUUCGGUUGCAAUGGGGGCAGUAAAGGAGAAACACAUUGAAAUACACAAUGUGUCAGAGGUAGAUUCACCUUUUCGAAUUGAACGUGAUAAGAAACCCUCUCAGGUGGACUGUUAUUUUUACUGUGACAUUGAGCACGCAGUCGUUCCUGCCCAGGGGACACUCAGGAUACCAUUGCAGUUUCGUCCACGUAUUGUUGGAAUGGAGAGCGUGGAUUAUUUCCACGUGAUCCCAGUUGGUAACUUCACAAAAUCCAUAAUUAAAGUUUCAGGGAAGUGUCAAGGCCCAUGUGUGUCUCUCCUGAAGUCUGUACUGAACUUUGGAUUGGUGAAUCUGGGGGAGCAGAUUCUGCGCACAUUUGAAAUGACCAAUUCUUCAGAUGUACCAGCCCACUACCAAUUCUAUAUUGGCAACAAAGAAAGUGUCUUCUCUUUUGAUCGGCUUUGUGGCAUUAUUGGUCCACAGGAAACUCAGUCACUGCAGGUCAUCUUCUCUCCACUCCACCCUAUCCCGCACUAUCGGAGGGUUGCCUGUCUCAUCCACAAUCAGGGCCCUCUAUUUCUGGAUUUAAUCGGUACAUGUCAUUCUGAUACGGAUAAGCCGGCGAUAAUGCUCCCCAAACAUCUUCCUUUAUACAGGCAGAACCUUGUGCUGGGGCUGACAGCUUACCCCCCUGACAUUCUAAAGGCUAUGCUAGAGGAAGGGAAGCUGGGGACAGACUCAGAGGGAGCUCUAAUGCUAUUGGCAAAGGGAGACGAUGAAGAAGUGCCUGAGAAACACAUCAGCAUGGACCCAGUGGUUGAAUUCUUUGAUGAUGAGUUUAGCAUUGAGAAUGCAACAUUUCCACCCCAUGUCACAGCUUCUACACGAGAUUUUGAUUUUGGUUGUUGCACUGAAAAUUCCCACAAUGCAUCUCUCCCCUUAUCUUUGACCAAUCACACUAAAGGAAAAGUGACCGUCACCUGGACUUCUAAACCUGACUGUCCAUUUCAGGUCAUCCCAGAGUUUACAGAGAUUCCACCUCUAAAGUCCACAGCAUUAACAGUGAGCUUCCAUCCAUCUCAGGCAAACACAUUGUACGCUGGGGAGCUGGAAGGUUUCAUCUUCUACAAGGUGCUGCGGAAUUACCGCAAUGUGGAGGAUGUCACAAUGUGCCUACCAUGGUGCAUUACACUUCAAGCAAGGGGACACACUUUUGAGUUGGGCCACCAGCACUUUGUCCCCAGCUGUGUGCUAGAUUCUCCUCGAAUGGUAUUCCCCCCUGUAAGACAGGAUGAGCAGACACAGCGCUCCCUGCUGCUUCUAAAUACUGGACCCUCACCCAUGAGCUAUGCCCUAGACCAAGCUAGCUGCCCAUCUGUCCAGGCAAAACCAGCAGCAGGUCAUCUGUCUGCUGCUUCCCAUCAAAUUGUGCUACUGAGAACCAGCCCUAACCAAGCGGCACUGACCAGGCACUGCCUACCUGUACAGUUCAACUUCAGUCCUGACUACAGCCAGGAAAUAGUGCUAUUUUCUCGUGCUGAAAAUCCAGUGCUGAUGCUGGAAGGAGAUGGGAAGUUCUUCUUUAAGCCCACCUGUGUUGGCACCCAGUCUGAUUACUCUUACUCCAUAAAGAAUUGCUCCAGAGUCCCUCUGAAUUUUGAGUGGAAGAUACAGCAUAUGCAUAAAUCUUUCAUCUCAGUUAGCCCUGCAUAUGGAGUUAUCAGACCCAAUGAGAGCAUGGCUCAGAUUUGGUCAUUUGUGCCACAAGAAGAAAAUGUAUAUGUUGCUAAAACUACUGUGCUGACUUGGGCAGCUGAAAAUUCUACUGAGGCCAUCAAGAAGACCUGCUACAUCCUUCGCAUCAGUGGAGAAGGCUGCAAGGGGUCUCUCUCUGUGCAGCAUGAACAGGUGGAUUUAGGGAACAUUUUGGUUGGCAGUUUCCAGUCCUGUAAUUUAUUGCUGUCAAAUGAUGGAGAUUGCACUCUGGAUUAUUCCCUGAGUGCUAAGCAGGUCAUUUCAGGUGCAUGUGACCCAGAAGAGUUCAACACUGAUCCAGUCGCCCUGGAAUUUGAGAACAAUAGAGGGACUCUAACUGCGCGGACCAAGCUCGAUAUCCGGGUAACAGCUCGACCAGCCCGUAGGUUGCAAUAUACUUGGAACAUCAGCUAUCGAAUUAUUGCACCAAAAGCAUCGAAUGCCACAAAUCUAUUCAAUGAAGAACAUUUUUUGUGCCGUGUGACUGCAAAUGGAGUUUUGCCUAUAUUCUCCAUCGUUGAUGUGUGCCCGGCUGGCAGUGCCAGCUCUCUCAGUAAAACCCACCUAUGGCGGCUGUUUUCAUUGGAGAAACUGAAUGCAUAUCUUGAAAGGGACCCAACGCCUGGAGAGCUAAUAUACAGGGUGCCGACCCGACACAGCACGCGUAGAUUUCCUCCGAUAAGCACCCCAGUGCUAGUUGAUUUCAACUUUGGGGCUGCUCCUGUGGGCUCCGAACCCUCUGUGACCUUUCUCUUGGUGGAGAACAAAGGUGUUCAACCUGUCCAGUGGGAUUUCUUGUUUCCUUCGGAUCAGCAGAUCGAGCUUGAGCUUUGGGCCGAGGCCUGGGAAUUUGACCAAAGUGAAAUCCACCAACUGAAGAUCCAACACAACAAGUUAUUUACUGUUAGCCCCAAAUCAGGGAUUCUGAACCCUGGCCAGCAGAGUAUGGUACAGUUAAUGUACAGACAUGAUUUUGUUGGAACUGACCGUUUGCCAGUCCUGCUUAAAGUGUCACAUGGCCGUGAGAUUUUGCUGAAUUUUAUUGGAGUCACGGUGGAGAGGGAGCAACGGUUUGUACAUUUCACCUCCACAAAACAUCAGUUCACCCCAGUGGCCAUCGGCACAUCCAAUCCCCCAAAACAGAUAUAUGAACUUUACAAUGGUGGAGCUGUAGCCGUAAUCUAUGAAAUUGAACUGGAGCCUCUAAGGGAAAUCAAAACGCAGAAUUAUCAGCACCCUGUCUUCCAGUGUCUGAAUCCCAGAGGAGAAAUCUUACCAGGUUCAACUGCAUUUGUGGAGUGGGUCUUUUCUCCUUUGGAGGCUAAAACCUACUUUGUGAAUGUUCCUGUGCACAUUCUUGGAGGAGACUCUACUCUCAUUAUGUUUGAAGGGAUUGGAUUUGACAGCAACAUACUUGGGGACUUGGCUGUUUUUGAAGAGCUUUCACCAUUACCAUCAAUCCCGAGGCUCGUAGCACCUGGACAGAUGGUUCGCCUGAGCCAGCAGAGAUUAGUGUUUGGAGAUGUCCCUGUUUUCUGCAAAUCCAGCCGUCUAAUAUUCCUUAACAACACCUCUCAGAGUGAGUCUGCCUUCUUCAAGUGGUACGCAGGAUCCCCCAAUGUUAAUGAGAUACUGCAGGUUUCCCCUAUCUCUGGAGUUCUGCAACCAGGGGAGAGUACAAACAUCAUUGUCACACUCCAGACUGAUCAGCUAGCUGCUCUCUACACACUGGACCUGGUGUGUGAGAUUUUCUCAGAGAAGGGUCUAGUGAAAUACAACAAGGAGCUUCAAGAAUGGAAAGAAGAAGAGGAACGACAAUGCUUGGAGUUUACCAUUACAGAGCAGGAUCAGAACGAACAUGUUAUUGGGCCUGAUAACAUUUCCUGUGGAUCUGGAACAUCCAAAGUCAGUCGGUCGCUAACAGAAAUACGGCGAUAUAAGACCCUUCCACCAAUCAAGAAUGCAGAGGUCUCGCGCCCACCUGCGUGCAGAGACAGGGAAAGUCGCAGGGCACUGAAAGAAGCACAAAGGGUCUGGCCCAAACCCGAACCUCCUGUUCCAUACCAACUGCACUUGUCUGUGAUCGGAAGGUCACACCAGACAUCAGACUUCUUGAACCAUUUCCAAAAUGACUUUCACCGUCACUUCCUAUACCGAUCACCCAAGGAAAAAGAGGAGAAACCGGUGCUUGUGGAUUUACAGCCAGAAACUGGGGAACCCGACACGAGCCAAAGGAAACCAGCCGCAGUGCACCAGGAACUGGCUGUAGACAUUAUGACCUCUGUAAUCCGUAAUCUUUUGGAUGACCCAGAGUUUCAUGAAUCCCUUAAGCUGAUUCAGGAUGAUCCUACCCCCUACUAUAGUCAGGUGACCACGAAUGAGAAUGGUACUACAGAAUGCACAACUGGAGAUAUAGACCUUAACACCUCUGAACUGAAGUCUAUUGCCUAUGUAUUGGCUGCAGAAGAGGCUCAUGGGGAACAGACCGCAAACUUGCUAUUACCCACUGGAUCAGCAGCCCAAGCCCAUGCUGAAUCCAAACAACUUGUACCUCAUGACGAAGUGAAAGAAAGUAUCAGAAGGUCCCCGGCGUUCAGUAUCCUGGCGCAGUCUGUACUGGAGAACACUUUACAGAAUAUACUAAUUGAAGCCAACCGAGGAGAAGUGGCGCUUACAGCUCGUCCUCGCGUCAUUGCCCUGCCACCUGUCACACCCAGGGGGAUGAGUCCAAAUUCCAGAACUUGGUCAGUUGCCCUGGGCCAGCAUAAAAGACCUAUCUCGUGUGUAACUGAGAGAAAUGAUCUUCAUGAUGGCCCUGGACGUGCCACCCUAUAGAAGGCCAACAGACAGCGUUUGUUCCUUUCACGCUGUGCGCACAUUGCGCUAACAUGUGACUUGGAUCUCUAACUAACCCAUGGUGUGAUGUUUAGUAGCUGAAUGGAAACAUAGCGUUAAGAUGGAAUGUAACUAUGAUAAAUUUCCUUUUUUCAAGGCA
Messenger RNA from Pelobates fuscus (common spadefoot toad), 5663 nucleotides. RefSeq names its product cilia and flagella associated protein 65 (gene CFAP65). NCBI's taxonomy places the organism in Eukaryota, Metazoa, Chordata, Amphibia, Anura, Pelobatidae. The coding region runs from base 80 to 5503 and encodes 1807 amino acids. The transcript is spliced from 33 exons. The record is from RefSeq and is a predicted model, not a curated record. Gene Ontology annotation, biological process: sperm axoneme assembly. Gene Ontology annotation, cellular component: cytoplasm; sperm flagellum.